Stylophora pistillata is the source of this 1065-nucleotide messenger RNA. RefSeq lists its product as uncharacterized. NCBI's taxonomy places the organism in Eukaryota, Metazoa, Cnidaria, Anthozoa, Scleractinia, Pocilloporidae. The record is from RefSeq and is a predicted model, not a curated record.
ACAAAACAGAGGCCUGACAGAUAUGGUGAUACAGUAUUUCCAGCAAUGCUUUGGUUAUGCACUAAAGCAGAAUAAGGAUGAUGAAGAAGGUGAGCAAAAUGGUCUGAAGUCUAUCGUGCCCCAUGCUUAUGGUGACCAUUCUUCCUGUGGCAACUGGUGUGGCUACUUAAAAAAUCCUGCAUCCUACAAACACAGAGGCCUUCCCCAUGGCAAGGAUCUGAUGAACAAAAGCUUGAGGCAGUCCCUGGAAAAGAUCAUAGAAGCUUUUAUGAAGACACAACUAUCUCCAGGUUCCAAUUCCUUAAAGUUUGCAAAGAAAAUGGACAAGAAAAUUCUAAGUUUGAAAGAGAAACAGAAAACAUGAGAGUACAAGAAGAAAAGAAUUGAGAAGAAAGAGAAGUGGUUGAAAAAGAGAAAAGAGCUUGAGAACAGAGAAGGACAACAGUAUAGUUCUGGAAUGGGCUUUGAUGGACACAAUGUUGCUCAGGAAAUUCCAGCACUCCCUGCAGCCUCAAUGAUUGAGAGAGUAUUAUUAAUAAAAGACUACCAUCAAAUUAUAUUUAAUUUGGAAACAUCUGGAAGGGGUAAUUAGCUUUGCAGGGUGGAGUUUGACGAAAAAGUAACGAAGUGAAUAUAACCAUGUUUGUCUUAGCAGGGUAUUUCUGAAUUGCAUAUUAGAGAAUAAUUUAUUUAAUCGUGGAAAUGUUGUUCUAUUCUGCUAGAUUGCUGAAUACUGAUCCUGCUAAUUUGCAUCACAUAGAUUCCUUUGUUUUAUCAUGCCUUGCUCUUAAAGCCAAGUAUAGGUGAGAUGCAAAUUAGCAGGACAGGUAUUCAGAAAUCACUCCUUCUAUUUUUAUUUUAGAUAUACCCCACAUAGAUGCACUAAGCUUUUUUAUUACAUUUUUCUUUGUAAUAUCUUUGUAAAGUAAUAAUUGGAUUACAAUAUCUUAAAACUGGUAAUGAUGCUGAAAUCCUAGAAAUUGCAGCAACAGAUGGUAAAGAUGAGUUCUCUUAUUAUAUCAAGCCUUGUAAUGUAAUAUCACCAGAAGCAUCUGCUGUGAACAA